CUUCUGUCGACUCCUUUGGGCCGCGUCUCUCGCGCCACGGUUCACCCGCGAGUCCACCACGGCGCUGCGCGCAACAGUCCGGAGGGCAGCGGCCAGUGCCAUGGCCCUGCGCGUGGGGCUUUGCCAAAUGACCGCACGCAACGACAAGGAGAUCAACUUCCAAAUCUGCCGAGAUCUCGUUUCGGAAGCCGCAAGCCAGGGCUGCACGUUGGUGGCGCUGCCCGAGUGCUUCGCCUUCAUCGGAGCUCAGAAAGGUGAAGCCCAGGCCGCCGCCGAAGCCCUCGAGGGGCCCACCAUGCACCGCUAUUGCGAGUUGGCGAAGGAGAAGCAGCUGUGGCUCUCUUUGGGAGGCUUUCAGGAGAAGGUGGAGGGCGAACCGGACGACAAGAUUCUCAACACUCACGUGAUCGUGAACUCCUUGGGCGAGAUCGCGUCCGUGUAUCGCAAGAUCCACCUCUUCGAUGCACCGUUUACCGGUCUGGUGGAGUCGCAGCAGACGGUCGCCGGGACGGAGGUCGUUUCUUGCGCAAGCCCCGUGGGACAGCUGGGCGUCACCGUGUGCUACGACGUUCGAUUCCCGGAGCUCUACCAGAAGUUGCGCUUCGAGCACGGUGCGGAGAUUUUGUUGGUGCCUUCAGCCUUUUCCAUGCCGACGGGCCGAGCGCACUGGGAGCUACUGAUGCGAACCAGAGCGGUCGAGACCCAGUGCUAUGUCAUCGCAGCAGCACAGGCAGGUCAGCACAAUGAGGACGGCAACAAGCGCUGCUCCUGGGGCCAUGCCAUGGCGGUGGAUCCUUGGGGCAAGGUUCUGGCGGAGUUCGACGGCAGCUCCACGGGCGUCCGAGUCGUGGAGGUGGACCAGAACGUGUUGCAGGAUGUCAGACAAAAGAUGCCGCUCGCCACGCAGCGUCGCUACGACAUCUACGGCCGGACCAGCUGAAGUCUUUGGAACAAGUCAUCGAUUGGGCGGAGCAGGGAAGCAGGGAACGGCGUGGGGAAACCACGCCGCAAAGAACUUGAGUAAAAGUAGUGGAUGGAAUGGGAUUCUCCCGAAAAGACCUUGCA
Durusdinium trenchii is the source of this 1065-nucleotide messenger RNA. NCBI's taxonomy places the organism in Eukaryota, Dinophyceae, Suessiales, Symbiodiniaceae. The record is from the annotation of a GenBank genome assembly.